Molecule: messenger RNA, 600 nt
Organism: Eurytemora carolleeae
Lineage: Eukaryota; Metazoa; Arthropoda; Copepoda; Calanoida; Temoridae
Product: loricrin
Exons: 1
Coding region: 1-600 (199 amino acids)
Source: RefSeq, a predicted model, not a curated record
AUGAAUACCUAUACAGUCCUUCUUCUCGUUACCAUCGCUUCUACCGCUGCUCUUGGACUGGAAGUUGACAGCAAAGCUGCUUCAAGGCAGGUCAACUGCGAGUGUCAGUGCUCCAACAUCGAGUUUAGAGAUAAAUACGGGAAACUAAACGGAAACUGUAAAUCUGCGGAUACAACUGGAGCUCUCUGGUGCUAUGUAGAUAAUAGAUUUAACAGAUGUUCUGAUCUCUCAACUUCUCAGAGGUUUGGAAAAUUUUGGUCCUAUGAGGCCUGUGCCACACCAGAACUAGGUUCUCCUCUUUGCUACAGCGGAGGUUACAAUGGAGGAUUCUCUGGCUCCAAUGGAGGCUUCAACGGUGGCUACAAUGGUGGUUUCUCUGGCUCCAAUGGAGGCUUCAACGGGGGCUACAAUGGUGGUUUCUCUGGCUCCAAUGGAGGCUUCAACGGUGGCUACAAUGGUGGUUUCUCUGGCUCCAAUGGAGGCUUCAACGGUGGCUACAAUGGAGGUUUCUCUGGCUCCAACGGAGGUUUCGGAUCCAAUGGAGGAUAUAGGUCUAACAAGAAAACUGUUGAAACUAAGGGGUCUGUCCAGCUUUCUUAA